AUGGAUGGGAGCCGGAUCAUCAACAUUCAGAACGGGAACAACGUUGCGAUCCGCGGCCUCAAUUGGUUUGGUUUUAACGUGGGCAUGGGCAUGGUAGAUGGCCUGUGGAUUGGAGGCAGCGAGGCCGCCACCGACUUCGCCCUCAUCACGUAUCAACUCCGCCUGCUGGGCUACAAUGCUGUGCGGCUGCCCUUCAUCUGGCGUGACCUGGAGAUGGCCCCCAAGAACCUCGACAAGGCCUGCUACCCUGUGACACCCGAGCAGCUGAAGCGCCGCCUGAUCAGCCCCCACAUGCUUGACACAUACAGCAGCAAGCAGCUUCCCGGCAACGUGUCACCGCAGAGGAAGCGGCAGAACGGCUACUGCAACCAGUACCUGCCGGGAGGCAGCAGCAGCUACCACCGGCUGCUGUUUGUGAUGCAGAGCAUCAUCGCGCAGGGCAUGUACGUCAUCCUGGACUACCAGCCCAUGGGAUUGGAACAGCACCCUUACAACCAGCAGCAGUUUGUCGACAGCUGGACCAACCUCUGGAGCAUGGUCGCUUGCCUGCCCAACUUCAAAAGCGAUCUGGCCAACCGUGUCUUCGUGGACGUCAUGAACGAGCCUGACAGUAUGGGCAUCAAGUGGGAGGCUGCCAAUGGCCGCCCUGGCGCGCACCAGCUGUAUCUUGGAACCGCGGAUGCAUUGUGGCAGGUCACCCCUGAUGAAGUACUGUUCAUGUUUGAGGGCACUGGUCAGCAGGCGCUUGGCCUCAACUGGGGCAACGGCUUCGUGACCGACCAGGACGUCAUCAGCAGCCGGGGCCUGGCGGACGCAAACCCCUUCUUCCUGGACCUCAUGAGCAGGCCUUAUGUCGGGAAGGCAGGCAACUGGCACAAAGACGGCUGUCUGUACAUCAGCUUCGGCCUGCGCCACUCAAACGGAGCUGCUUGUCCCUCUCCCACUGCCAUCCCUGAUUGUUGA
Molecule: messenger RNA, 963 nt
Organism: Monoraphidium neglectum
Lineage: Eukaryota; Viridiplantae; Chlorophyta; Chlorophyceae; Sphaeropleales; Selenastraceae
Exons: 4
Coding region: 1-963 (320 amino acids)
Molecular function (GO): hydrolase activity, hydrolyzing O-glycosyl compounds
Source: RefSeq, a predicted model, not a curated record